Messenger RNA from Peromyscus maniculatus bairdii (prairie deer mouse), 4219 nucleotides. RefSeq names its product ATPase H+ transporting V0 subunit a1 (gene Atp6v0a1). The record is from RefSeq and is a predicted model, not a curated record. Gene Ontology annotation, molecular function: proton-transporting ATPase activity, rotational mechanism; ATPase binding. Gene Ontology annotation, cellular component: plasma membrane; vacuolar proton-transporting V-type ATPase complex; vacuolar proton-transporting V-type ATPase, V0 domain. Gene Ontology annotation, biological process: vacuolar acidification; proton transmembrane transport. Lineage: Eukaryota; Metazoa; Chordata; Mammalia; Rodentia; Cricetidae.
CUUGGGGGCGGGACUCGGCCGUGGCGUGGGGGCGGAGCCUCGCUUGCGUACGCUCCUCGGAACUCUGCUCUGCCGGAGCCGGGGGCUUUGCUGCGGCGGCUGCGGUCGCAGCGGCGGUGCAGGCCAGAGAUUGGAGUGAGCCACAGAUACUUGCCCACUACUCUCUGCCAACAUGGGGGAGCUUUUCCGGAGCGAGGAGAUGACGCUGGCCCAGCUCUUUCUACAGUCAGAAGCUGCUUAUUGUUGCGUCAGUGAAUUGGGAGAACUUGGAAAGGUUCAGUUUCGUGAUUUAAAUCCAGAUGUGAAUGUUUUCCAGAGGAAAUUUGUGAAUGAAGUUAGAAGAUGUGAAGAAAUGGAUCGAAAGCUUCGAUUUGUGGAGAAAGAGAUAAGAAAAGCAAACAUCCCAAUUAUGGACACUGGUGAAAACCCAGAGGUGCCCUUCCCCCGGGACAUGAUCGACUUAGAGGCCAAUUUCGAGAAGAUUGAAAAUGAGCUGAAGGAAAUCAACACAAACCAGGAAGCUCUGAAGAGAAACUUCCUGGAACUGACUGAAUUAAAAUUCAUACUUCGCAAAACUCAGCAGUUUUUUGAUGAGGCUGAAUUGCAUCAUCAGCAGAUGGCGGAUCCAGACCUGUUGGAAGAAUCGUCAUCACUCUUGGAGCCAAAUGAGAUGGGAAGAGGCACGCCUUUAAGACUUGGCUUCGUGGCUGGUGUGAUUAAUCGGGAGCGGAUCCCUACCUUUGAGCGCAUGCUUUGGCGAGUGUGCCGAGGGAAUGUGUUCCUGAGACAGGCUGAGAUCGAGAACCCGCUGGAGGAUCCUGUAACUGGCGACUACGUGCACAAGUCUGUAUUCAUCAUUUUUUUCCAAGGCGAUCAGCUGAAAAACAGGGUGAAGAAAAUCUGUGAAGGGUUCCGAGCCUCCCUCUAUCCCUGUCCCGAGACCCCGCAGGAGAGGAAAGAAAUGGCUUCGGGAGUCAAUACCAGGAUCGAUGAUCUCCAAAUGGUUCUAAAUCAAACAGAGGACCACCGCCAGAGGGUUCUGCAGGCAGCUGCUAAGAACAUCCGGGUCUGGUUCAUCAAGGUGCGGAAGAUGAAGGCUAUCUACCAUACCCUGAACCUGUGCAACAUAGACGUGACCCAGAAGUGCCUGAUUGCAGAAGUCUGGUGCCCUGUCACUGACCUUGACUCCAUCCAGUUUGCACUUAGAAGAGGCACGGAACACAGCGGAUCUACUGUCCCCUCCAUCCUGAACAGGAUGCAGACCAACCAGACUCCCCCGACGUACAACAAAACCAACAAGUUCACACACGGCUUCCAGAACUUAGUAGAUGCUUAUGGGAUUGGGACUUACCGAGAGAUAAACCCAGCUCCAUACACCAUCAUCACUUUCCCUUUUCUGUUUGCUGUGAUGUUUGGAGAUUUUGGGCACGGCAUUUUGAUGACCCUGUUUGCAGUGUGGAUGGUGUUGAGGGAGAGCCGGAUCCUCUCCCAGAAGAACGAGAACGAGAUGUUUAGCACUGUGUUCAGCGGUCGAUAUAUCAUCCUUCUGAUGGGACUGUUCUCCAUCUACACUGGUCUCAUCUACAAUGAUUGUUUUUCCAAGUCUCUGAAUAUCUUCGGGUCAUCAUGGAGUGUACGGCCAAUGUUCACUCUAGGGAACUGGACGGAAGAGACGCUUCUGGGGAGCUCUGUUCUCCAGCUGAACCCAGCUAUCCCUGGAGUUUUUGGUGGACCGUACCCAUUUGGCAUUGAUCCGAUUUGGAACAUUGCAACCAAUAAACUGACCUUCCUCAACUCCUUCAAGAUGAAGAUGUCUGUUAUUCUUGGGAUCAUCCACAUGCUGUUUGGAGUCAGCCUGAGCCUUUUCAACCACAUCUAUUUCAAGAAGCCCUUGAAUAUCUACUUCGGCUUUAUUCCUGAAAUAAUCUUCAUGUCCUCCUUGUUUGGCUACCUGGUCAUCCUUAUCUUUUACAAGUGGACAGCCUACGAUGUCCACUCAUCUAAGAACGCACCAAGCCUCCUGAUCCACUUCAUAAACAUGUUCCUCUUCUCCUACCCAGAGUCUGGUAAUGGAAUGCUGUACUCUGGACAGAAAGGAAUUCAGUGUUUCCUCACAGUGGUGGCCAUGCUUUGUGUCCCUUGGAUGCUGCUGUUUAAGCCACUGAUCCUGCGCCGUCAGUAUUUGCGGAAGAAGCAUUUGGAAGGGCAACCCGUGGAGGCCCCAGUCAGCCCAACCCCGAGCCAGCAGGGACUAGAGGCAGUGUCGGCUGCGACAGGAACUCUCAACUUUGGUGGGAUCAGGGUGGGCAACGGACCGACAGAGGAGGAUGCUGAGAUUAUUCAGCAUGACCAGCUCUCCACCCAUUCAGAGGACGCAGAAGAGCCUACCGAGGACGAAGUGUUUGACUUUGCGGACACCAUGGUUCACCAGGCCAUCCACACCAUCGAGUACUGCCUGGGCUGCAUCUCCAACACUGCCUCCUACCUGCGGCUCUGGGCCCUCAGCCUUGCGCAUGCACAGCUCUCGGAAGUCCUUUGGACCAUGGUGAUCCACAUCGGCCUGCACGUUCGGAGUCUGGCCGGAGGGUUAGGGCUGUUCUUCAUCUUCGCCGCCUUUGCCACCCUGACUGUGGCCAUCCUGCUGAUCAUGGAGGGUCUCUCGGCCUUCCUCCAUGCACUGCGGUUACACUGGGUGGAAUUCCAGAAUAAAUUCUACACCGGGACCGGUUUCAAGUUCCUCCCUUUCUCCUUUGAGCAUAUCCGGGAGGGGAAGUUUGAUGAGUGAAUCCCUGGCAGGGCGCAUGCCCGAAGCAGCUGUCCUGCUUGCCUCUCCGGUGAUCGUCUGUGUUCCCCUUGCCUGUUGGUUGUGAUUCCUGGAUACCAGGGCGUUUGUGUCACCCCCACCUCGCCUGCCCCAGCUGUGAGUCACUUAGGUAGCGCUGGUUUCCCUGGGUCUCUGCCCCAAGCCUUGUGUGUAAUGUGCAGACUUCCUACUAUACAGAAAGUUGGACCUCCUGGUGAGAGUUGGAUGGCGCUGUGCCUGAUACCCACCCACCCCGUGGCACCAGUCUUGGCCUCCUGGCCUCCAGACAGACAGCCCUACUCUACACCCUGCUGGGGAGCCAACUUGGGGGGCUCAGAGCCCUCAGGAUGCAAGGGGUUCCUCUUCAGUCCGUAGUUCUUGGUCACGCCUUGGAGGAAGAUCAAAACAGGUUCCCUCCUAGAAGGAGACGUGGUUUAUGGAACAUACCCCACUCCAGUUAGCAGGGACAGUCAGGAAGAUGGUCUUGUCAUCCUUUGCCCAUCCCCCCUCCAGUUGGUACUCAUAGGAAAUUCAGCUGGCCCCAUCUGGGCCAUGAUGAGUGGCUUCUCCUGGUCACCCCAAAGGUCCCAGGAUGACCAGCACCACCCUCCUAGACAGCCUCCUCUCCCCGCCCUCUUGGUCCAGCAUAGCAUCCCCGGGAAGGGCAAGGUCUAACUGUCAUGUGCGCCGACAUGACAUCCGGGCCUUCCCGACCUCAGAUACCCUCCUCGAUCCAGUCUGCAUGAAUGGGCCUUGCCCCACACUACAUCCCAGGGCAGAGGUUAAAAUUGGCACUCUCCUGGUGCAGCCCUGAGCCCUUCCCCGUCCUGAUCAUGAUGUCCUGAGGCUGUGGUCAGUAAGGUUGGUUCUGCCGGCAGGCCUGCCUUAAUCUGCCCACUGAUAGUCUCUCCCCAGCUCCCAUACUGACCCCAGGUUUCAGGAGUGCUGUCCUGGGCAGGGAAGGUCAAUGUCAUUUCCCAGUUGCUAAUUGGAGGUGGCUGACUGGUAGGCUGCCGGGGCAGGUGUGGUGAGCGCUGUGCAGGCUGCCAGGCCUUGUCACCCACCUUGUGUACUCCUGCCUGUGGACCUCAGACCCUUCUAAUCAUGUACCGACCCAGCAGCCCCGGCUGCUCCCGCUCAGUUCACUCACUGCCUUCUUUGGGAGGUAACACUAAAUCAGCAAGGCUCGUUCCCACCCCCACCGUGGCACCCCCGAGAGCUGCUCACACACUCGCCCAGGCAGGGCUGGCCCACUGUGACCUUGUCCUGAACCCCCUCUCCUUAGUGUCCAGUUUACACGACGACGACCUUGGCUCUGUUUACAGUGAGGCCUGAAGCAGAGCUCUGUGUCAGAGACCCUGCUCGAAACCUUCUGUUCAGACAUCCUUGUGCUGAAUAAAGUGUGUUUGACUCUCA